Messenger RNA from Centropristis striata (black sea bass), 3675 nucleotides. RefSeq names its product arf-GAP with coiled-coil, ANK repeat and PH domain-containing protein 2-like. The coding region runs from base 389 to 2881 and encodes 830 amino acids. NCBI's taxonomy places the organism in Eukaryota, Metazoa, Chordata, Actinopteri, Perciformes, Serranidae. The record is from RefSeq and is a predicted model, not a curated record. Gene Ontology annotation, molecular function: GTPase activator activity; protein binding. Gene Ontology annotation, cellular component: cytoplasm. The transcript has 24 exons.
UCUCUGAGUGAGUCAGUAGUGUUGCGCUGAAGAAAAGCUCUCUCCCUCUGGCUGCUAUGACCAUAGAUAUAUAUAUAUGGCUAUGACCAGCUACCGGACCACACUUUCUGCCUUCACGACUGACCGCUGCGGCUAAAAUACUUCUGUUGUAGCGUUUUUUUCGGGCAAUCUCACAUUGAACAUAUAGUCUUUUAUGGUUGCAUCGCCGCCACUUUCUAACCGUAGCUGCUGGCCUCUGAGGCUAGCUGGCUAGCAGAGCAGGGACAGAGUGGAGCCAGCUGGUCGGACAGAGCUACAGUAACGUUAGCAAACAAGCUAAUUAGCCUGGAUUACUGUCUUUAAUCACAGAGAGAGCGCAAAGUCUGCGGGUUUUCCUCACUGCGGCAACAUGAAGAUCACUGUGGACUUCGAGGAGUGUCUGAAGGACUCCCCACGGUUCAGAGCCACCAUUGAGGAAGUGGAGGGGGAUGUGUGCGAGUUGGAAUCCAAGCUGGACAAAUUGGUGAAGUUGUGUAUUGGGAUGAUUGAUGCUGGAAAGGCCUACAAUGCAGCCAACAAGCAGUUUGUUAGCGGGAUCCGGGAGCUCGCCCAGCAGUCCACCAAAGAUGAGGUCAUCGAGUCCAGUCUCACAAAGUUUGCUGAGAGCCUGCAGGAGAUGAUCAACUAUCACACGAUAUUAUUCGAUCAGGCCCAGAGAUCAAUCAAGAUCCAGCUUCAAACAUUUGUCAAAGAUGACCUACGCAAGUUCAAAGAAGCCAAGAAGCAGUUUGACAAAGUGAGCGAGGAAAAGGAGGCGGCGCUGAUCAAGAACGCCCAGGCUCCCCGCAACAAGCAGCACGAGGUGGAGGAGGCCACCAACAUCCUCACUGCCACACGCAAAUGCUUCCGACACAUCGUCCUCGACUACGUCUUACAGAUCAAUGUGCUACAAUCAAAGAGAAGAUCGGAAAUCCUUAAAUCAAUGUUGUCCUUCAUGUACGCCCACCUGACGUUCUUCCAUCAAGGAUAUGACCUCUUCAGUGAACUACAACCUCUAAUGAAACAGCUCGGAGGACAGUUGGACCAGCUGGUGGUGGAUGCUGCCAAAGAGAAGAGGGACAUGGAGCAGAAACACUCCACCAUCCAGCAAAAGGACUUCUCGAAUGACGACACCAAGCUGGAGUACAAUGUGGAUGCAGAUAACGGCAUCGCAAUGGAGGGUUAUCUGUUUAAGAGGGCCAGCAACGCCUUCAAGACAUGGAAUAGGCGUUGGUUCUCCAUCCAGAACAAUCAGCUAGUUUACCAGAAGAAAUUUAAGGACAACCCUACAGUGGUGGUGGAAGACUUGAGGCUAUGUACCGUGAAACACUGUGAGGACAUAGAGCGUCGCUUCUGUUUCGAAGUGGUGUCACCCACCAAGAGCUGUAUGAUGCAGGCAGACUCAGAGAAGCUGCGACAGGCCUGGAUCAAAGCCGUCCAGAACAGCAUCGCCACCGCCUUCCGCGACAAGGGAGAUGAGGGCGAGAAGCUGGACAGGAAGUCGUCCACGUCAACUGGGAGCCUGGACUCUGGUGGGGAGCCGAAGGAGAAAUCACUGAAAGGAGAGAGCGCCCUGCAGAAGGUCUUAGCCAUCCCCGGCAACACCUGCUGCUGCGACUGUGGCCAGCCGGACCCCCGCUGGGCCAGCAUCAACCUGGGCAUCACCCUCUGUAUACAGUGCUCUGGUAUCCACAGGAGUCUGGGAGUGCAUUUCUCAAAGGUUCGGUCUUUGACUUUGGAUACGUGGGAGCCAGAACUUCUAAAGUUGAUGUGUGAACUGGGAAACGGAGUGAUCAAUCAGAUCUAUGAGGCUCGGCGAGAGGAGCUGGGAGCAAGGAAACCACAGCCCGGAGAUCCAAGACAUGAGGUUGAGGCCUACAUCAAAGCCAAAUACGUGGACCGCCGAUUUGUUCGCCGGCCGUCAGAUGAGGCUCUGCGUAACAAAGUGGUUUCUCUGAGCAAACAGGAGAAGAGGCUGAGCAGCAGCUCCGAGCACCUGCCGCCAAGACCGCCACCGCCCACCCCCAAACUCCGCCCCGGACAGUCAGCUGUUGCCAGCGGCACGGAGGCCCGCCGCGACUCUCUCUUCUGUCCUGACGAGCUUGACUCGCUCUUCUCCUACUUUGACAACUCUGCCAAGCUCAGGAGCAUAAAAAGUGCAGAUAGCGGCAUCCAGAACAGCGCUGAUGGGAGCAGGGAGAUGCUGGCCAACACCCCCUCCAACAACAGCCUGACAGAUGCAGACGCUGCUGAGUCUCCGCCCAUGCCCAUGCCUGCCACGCUGCCUCCUCCGUCCCCCUGUAAGGAGAUGGUUUUCUACGAGCCGAAGGAGUACAGCUCAGGUCUGCAGCUCUACUGGGCCGCGUGCGCCCGCAGCCUGCCGGACAUGGCGGAGGCUCUGGCCCACGGAGCCGAGGUCAACUGGGUCAACACGGAGGACGACAAGAGGACGCCGCUGAUCAUGGCGGUGCAGGGGGGUUCGCUGGUCACCUGUGAGUUUCUUCUUCAAAAUGCAGCGAAUGUGAACCAGCAGGACGCUCAGGGCCGAGGACCGCUGCACCACGCCACCAUGCGAGGACACACAGGGCAAGUGUGUUUAUUCUUAAAAAGAGGAGCAAAUCAGAAUGCUGCAGACAUCGAUGAGAAAACACCUCUGACAAUAGCGGUGGAAGCGGCCAAUGCAGACAUCGUCACACUGUUGCGACUGGCCAAGAUGAACGAGGAGAUGCGAGAGGCGGAGGGGCCCUACAGCCAGUCAGGAGAUGAAACCUACCAGGACAUUUUCCAGGAUUUCACCCAAAUGGCCUCCAACGACCCGGACAAGCUGAACCGCUACCAGCAGUACGAUCCGCAGCGCCCCUGACACAACACAAGCACCGUCCACUAGCACUCAGAGACAAAGACAGGUCUGGAAAGACGUUGUCCACUUUCCCUCCAACAUCGUUCAGCAGUAAAGCCGGUUAGUGCCGCCACAGCUGGAAACGUGUCGCCACAUCUGAAGCUCCCUUUCAUCUUCUUGUAUUCUCGCCGCUGUGAUUACGGCGCUUGUUGAAGGCACUUCACUCCAGUGAAGGGGAACUUCUGUGAACAGCAAACCUCACUUUUUUCUCCUUUUUUUCCCCUUUUUUAAACUGUGCUUCCCAGUAGGACCUAUUAUUAAGUGAAUGGUACAGUGUUAAAGCCUUUGGAAGGAUUUGCAACGUCUUAAAAAAUCCGAAUGAUAUUUGAACUCAAUCUGAAUGUAGAGCGGCCAUAAGGGCUGUCGGGUAUUUUAAUUUUUUUUCGUCCUGACAGGAAAAUCGUUUUUUUUAAGUAUAGAAAAAAAAAAGAGGUGUGCUGCCUCAGAGGUAAGUGCAUGACAGACUGUUUAAUACUCCAUUUAAAAUGUGCUUUUCAAUAGGAUUCUCUUUAUGAUCAUAGGCAUCUUUUUUUAUAUCUAAGUCUCGCUUUAGUGAACUCUCAGCAGCGUAUACACGACAUUAUGCUUUCUCACUUAUUUGCACAAAUCCCUUUGUCUUAAAUCGCCACUGAUGUUUACCAGUUUUCAUGGAAAGACUGACAUGUUAAACAAUGUACAGUUAUUACAGAAGUAGACAUGUUAUUGAUGCAAUGUUAAAUAGAUUUUUUGUGAAUUUUAAAAUGCAAGUUGUUUUUGAA